AUGGCCUGCCAGAGGCACAGCAGAGUCACCAUUCUUGAUCUCCAAUCCCUCAACCUCAUGGGCAAGAUUUCUCCUUACAUUGGGAAUCUGAGCUUCCUGCGGGAGCUUCAUCUUCAAGGUAACAACUUCAAACAAGAUAUCCUGCCUGAGAUCGGGUAUUUGCCAAGACUAGAGCUGAACCUUUUACAUGGUAGCAUACCUGAAUCCCUCGGCCGGCUAAAGAACAUAUGGGAACUCGGAGUUGGUGCGAAUAACCUGUCUGGUAUGAUUCCUCCCUCGAUCUUCAAUCUUUCCACUCUUACGUUUCUUGAGUUCGUGUACAACAGGCUCGCAGGAAGCCUACCUUUGGACUUGUUCACCACACUCCCAAAUCUCCAAGAUAUAGGUCUUGGGUAUAAUCUUAUAUCGGGAUCAAUCCCAGGCUCGAUGUCUAAUGCCUCAAACCUGGUGAGGUUUCGAGCGGUGGAGAAUCAGAUUUCUGGGACUGUCCCUUCCUUAGGAAAGCUCCAUAACUUCCAAGUCCUAUUCAUCUCAGCGAAUCAGCUGGGCACUGGAGGACUCAAUGAUUUAAACUUCCUCGUUUCUUUAACCAAUGCAACUGGACUACAAAGACUUGCAGCAAGUUACAAUCGUUUGGAAAUUUUGGACAUGUCCAAGAGUUUACUUUCAGGCAGCAUUCCCUCAGGCAUCGGAAAGCUCCAAAAGCUUGUGACGCUGUACCUCUGUGAUAACAAACUUGCAGGCAGUAUCCCUCCCUCGAUUGGAAACUUAACUCAAUUGACCGAUCUACUUUUAGGCAACAACCUCUUGCAAGGACAAAUACCUCCGAGUCUAGGAAUGUUGCAAGCUUUGUCUAAUCUGAGUCUUUCAGGGAACAACCUCACUGGUUCCGUGCCCGGGGCACUUUUUAGUCUUUCUUCAAUGUCGAUUAGCUUGGACCUUUCACGGAAUAAUUUGUGUGGUUCCUUGCCAAUGGGAAUUGGAAAUUUAAACAGUUUAGGAGCAUUAAAUGUAUCCGACAACAGUUUGACAGGUGAUAUUCCUACUACUCUCGGGGCAUGA
Messenger RNA from Punica granatum (pomegranate), 1062 nucleotides. The record is from RefSeq and is a predicted model, not a curated record. Lineage: Eukaryota; Viridiplantae; Streptophyta; Magnoliopsida; Myrtales; Lythraceae.